Medicago truncatula (barrel medic) is the source of this 1326-nucleotide messenger RNA. RefSeq names its product chalcone synthase 5. The record is from RefSeq and is a predicted model, not a curated record. The transcript has 2 exons. Gene Ontology annotation, molecular function: acyltransferase activity, transferring groups other than amino-acyl groups. Lineage: Eukaryota; Viridiplantae; Streptophyta; Magnoliopsida; Fabales; Fabaceae. Gene Ontology annotation, biological process: polyketide biosynthetic process. Bases 54 to 1223 code for a protein of 389 amino acids.
UUUCUACAAGUACCAACAUAUUACAUAGUUGCUAUAAUUAGAAAUUAAUAAAGAUGAUGAAGGUGUCUGAAAUUCGUAAGGCUCAAAGGGCAGAAGGCCCUGCAACUAUCUUGGCCAUUGGCACUGCAAAUCCACCAAACUGUGUUGAACAAAGCACAUAUCCUGAUUUCUACUUUAGAGUCACAAACAGCGAGCACAAGAUCAAACUCAAAGAAAAAUUUCAACGCAUUUGUGAUAAAACUAUGAUCAAGAGGAGAUACAUGUACCUAACCGAAGAGAUUUUGAAAGAGAAUCCUAACUUGUGCACUUAUAUGGCACCUUCUUUGGAUACUAGGCAAGACAUGGUGGUAGUAGAGGCACCAAGACUAGGAAAGGAGGCAGCCGUGAAGGCUAUAAAAGAAUGGGGCCAACCAAAGUCAAAGAUCACACACUUAAUAUUUUGCACUAUAAGUGGUGUAGAUAUGCCUGGUGCCGAUUACCAACUCACAAAACUCUUAGGUCUUCGCCCAUGUGUAAAAAGGUAUAUGAUGUACCAACAAGGGUGUUUUGCAGGUGGCACGGUACUUCGCUUGGCCAAGGACUUGGCUGAGAACAACAAAGGUUCUCGUGUGUUGGUUGUUUGUUCUGAAGUUACCGCAAUCACAUUUUGUGGACCAAGCGAUACUCACUUAGACAACCUUGUUGGACAAGCUCUAUUUGGAGAUGGAGCUGCUGCAGUCAUUGUUGGCUCUGACCCAAUACAGGAAAUUGAGAAACCUCUAUUUGAGUUAGUUUGGACAGCACAAACAAUCGCUCCAAAUAGUGAAGGAGCUAUUUGUGGCCAACUUCGUGAAUUUGGGCUAUCAUUUCAUCUUUGUAAGGAUGUUCCAGACAUUGUCUCAAAGAAUAUUGAUAAAGCAUUGUUUGAGGCAUUCCAACCAUUAGGUAUCUCUGAUUACAACUCAAUCUUUUGGAUUGCUCACUCUGGUGGACCCGCAAUUCUAGACAAAAUUGAGGAAAAGUUAGCCUUGAAACCUGAAAAGAUGAGUGCCACUAGAAAAAUGCUUAGUGAAUAUGGUAACAUGUCAAGUGCAUGUGUAUUAUUCAUCUUAGAUGAGAUGAGAAACAAAUCGGCUCAAGAUGGACUAAAGACCACAGGAGAAGGGCUUGAAUGGGGUGUGUUGUUAAGCUUUGGGCCAGGACUUACCAUUGAAACGAUUGUUCUCCACAGUGUGGCUAUAUGAUAUGCUUGAUUGUAACUUUUAAUUUAAAAAAUAUUUUCAGUCUAUCUUAAUUUUUCAUCUUAAGAAGAAUAAACAUAUAGAGUUAAAUAUGUACUAUUGAUUC